GGAUCUUCGACGACAACCUGGAAACACCUAGGUGGGAUUGGGUUUUAAACAGCAGUCCCACUGUGAAACCAAACAUCUACCCGCCGUAUGAUAGCUGAUGGAGACAGGCAGGGGCGAAACGCAUGGAAGACAAGGAAGUAGGCUUCAUAACGAAGCCCAUGAUCGAUGAGGACACAGUAUUGGAUGACAAACAGCGUUUGCAAACUAUGGCGGAAUUGCACAAGCUGGGACAAGAGGCAAAACUGGCCUUCCUGGAAAACAGGAGGGCAAGGGAGGAGGCAGAGAAAGUAGCGGGUGAAGAAAAGGGAAGGGAAGGAGGUGAGGGGGAGGGAAGUAGCAACUCCCCGGACAACGGCAAGAGCACUAAGGAGCAGAGUAAUGAGAAGGAGGGAACCAGGGGGGGGAAGGAAGACGGAGGCCCACAGGCGUCCACGAAGAGGAAACUUUGGGACAGGGAAGUAGCAUCAUCAACGAGCUCAGGUCAAGAAGCCAAGAGAUCCAACACAGGUGGAGGGGAAGAGGAAGAUCGAGCGUCGCAGGAAAAACAGCAAGGAACAGUUAUGGAGGACGCGACGUCAGAGAAGGGCAAGUCACAGAACGAGCAGAUGGACAUGUCAUCAUCAGCAACGGCGGAAUCUGCAGCAGCUCCAGCAGCAGCAUCAGCAUCAUCGACCCCUCGAAGGAGCGAGGACACGUCAUCAGGUAGCAGCAGCUCAGCACACAACCGGCAUAAGGACGGUGGGGGAGAACCAAUGGAAGUUUCAGCAGGAGGCUCACAGGAGGGGGGGAUCAGCGGAUCCGAGGAAGACAUGCAACAAGACACGGAGUAGUUAGAGGAGGACGCAGAGGGGGAAGAAUGGGAGGACGCAGAAGGGGAAGAGCAGCCAGAAACUUUGGCACAAUGGAUCAGAACAG
Molecule: messenger RNA, 915 nt
Organism: Chara braunii
Lineage: Eukaryota; Viridiplantae; Streptophyta; Charophyceae; Charales; Characeae
Source: the annotation of a GenBank genome assembly